AUGUACACCUAUGAUCCAUCAUCCAAUUUUCAUGCGGGAGCAAUAACCUCGGGCAGUUCGAUGUAUGGUCUUCCUCCGGCAGAUCCUUUUCAAAGAACUGAUCCCAUGGUCAUGGGCAGCGCCAACACUGAACAAAAAGAUGUUGAGCUCAGCGAUAAAAAUGGUUCGAAAGCGGAGGACGAGGAUGAUGGAGCCGACGCGCUUGAGGACGAUGGAGACGACGAAUACGAUAGCAACGGGAAACGUAAGAAGCGGAAACGACGAGUACUCUUCACCAAAGGUCAAACGUACGAGUUGGAGAGACGAUUCCGCACCCAGAGGUUCGUCACUGUGAGAACCAACUUCUCCAAGAAAGUUUCAUUGAAACACAACAUUUUGAGUCAUACAGGAUGUCAGUUGUUCUAG
Molecule: messenger RNA, 405 nt
Organism: Cooperia oncophora
Lineage: Eukaryota; Metazoa; Nematoda; Chromadorea; Rhabditida; Trichostrongylidae
Source: the annotation of a GenBank genome assembly